UUUCCUUCAAAGUAAACGUUUUAAGCUCUAACUCUUUUAUUCGUUUUGUAAUGAGUUUCAUUACUUAUAUUCUAUUUAUUCUUUCUCUUAAAGUUUCCAGUUCCAUAGCAGGUGAUUUCAAAUCAUCCAUUAAUGAAUCUCAAUUCAUCAGUGAUGGAGAGACCAUCGUUUCACCAAAUGGAUUAUUUGAGCUUGCUUUCUUUAGUCUUAAGAAUCCAAACAAACGCUACCUCGGAAUUCAAUUCAAGAAUAUUUCAAUUCAAAAUGUUGUCUGGGUUGCAAAUGGUGGCCAGCCAAUCAACGACUCUUCUGCAGUUUUGACACUAAACAGUUCUGGCAGUUUGGUCCUUACUCACAACAACAACAUUGUUUGGUCCACGAAUUCUUUCACAAAAGCGCAGAAACCAGUGGCACAACUCUUGGAUACAGGUAAUCUUGUCAUAAAAGAAGAUAGCGCCGAUGAAACCUAUCUGUGGCAAAGCUUUGACUACCCAUCUAACACAUUGUUGGCAGGUAUGAAGUUGGGAUGGGACCUUAAAAGAAAUUUGAAUAGGCGUCUCAUAGCAUGGAAGAGUGAUGAUGAUCCAACACCAGGAGACUUUACUUGGGGUGUGGUGUUAAAUAACUAUCCUGAGAUCUAUAUGAUGAAGGGAGAAACAAAGUACCACAGACUUGGACCAUGGAACGGCUUGCGUUUUAGUGGUAUGCCAGAGAUGAGGCCUAAUCCUGUAUUCAGUUACAACUUUGUCUACAAUAAAGAAGAGGUUUAUUACUCAUGGAACAGCAGUGGUAGCUCUCUAAUAUCAAAAGUGGUACUUAACCAAACCAGUAACGAACGUCCUCGCUAUACAUGGUCAAAAUCUGACAAAUCAUGGAUGCUUCAUUCAAACAUGCCAGGCGACUAUUGUGACCGUUAUGGUCUGUGUGGAAACAACGGAUAUUGCAACAUUACUAAUUCACCAGUAUGUGAUUGUUUAAAAGGGUUCACGCCUAAGUUUCCUGAAAAAUGGAACUCAAUGGACUGGUCCCAUGGGUGUGUCAGAAAUCCUCCAUUGAACUGCACCAGUGAUGGAUUUAUCUCAAUGACAGGCUUGAAAGUUCCAGAUACUACAAAUACUAGCGUGGACAAGAGUAUUGGUCUAGAACAAUGUAGACACAAAUGCUUGAAAAAUUGUUCCUGCGUGGCCUAUAGAAAUAUAAAUAUAAGUGGAGCAGGAAGUGGCUGUGUUAUGUGGUUUGGUGAAUUAAUUGAUAUCAAACUUUUUCCAUUAGGUGAUCAAGUUCUAUAUAUCCGAAUGCCUGCUUCAGAAUUAGGCAAAAAUAAUACUGAGGUUGAGCACAGGAGGAACCUGAGAAAAAAAGUUGUAAUUAGUGUUUCUGCAGCUUUGGGAAUGUUUUUACUUGCUAUUUACUUUUCCUACAGAUUCAGGAGGAGCGUUGUUGGGAAGUCGACGACAGAAGGUGACUAUGAAAGACAUAUGGAUGAUCAGGAUCUGCCCUUGCUCAAUUUGUCGACAAUUAUUAUUGCCACUGACAACUUCUCAAAGAAGAACAAAAUCGGAGAAGGUGGUUUUGGACCUGUUUAUAUGGGAAAAUUAGGGAGUGGGCUAGAAAUUGCUGUAAAGAGACUUUCACAGAGCUCAAAACAAGGGAUGAGAGAGUUCAUUAAUGAAGUAAAACUUAUUGCAAAUGUUCAGCAUCGAAACCUUGUAAAGCUUAUCGGCUGUUGCAUUCAGAAACACGAAAAAUUGCUAGUUUAUGAAUACAUGGCUAAUGGUAGCCUAGACUACCUCAUCUUUGAUCGUACCAAAAGUCAACUGCUAGAUUGGCCAAAGCGUUUCGACAUAAUAUGUGGAAUUGCUAGAGGGCUUAUGUAUCUUCAUCAAGAUUCUCGAUUAAGGAUUGUGCAUAGAGAUCUCAAAGCGAGUAAUGUUUUACUGGAUGAUACUAUGAACCCAAAAAUAUCAGAUUUUGGAAUGGCUAGAACUUUUGGGGGAAACCAAAUUGAAGGAAACACAAAUAGAAUUGUUGGGACAUAUGGGUACAUGGCACCAGAGUACGCUAUUGAUGGACAAUUUUCUUCGAAAUCUGAUGUUUUCAGCUUUGGUGUUUUAAUAUUAGAGAUUAUAUGUGGGAAGAAAAAUCGAGUGCUUAAUCGUGCAAAGCAAACCCUAAACCUUGUUGCUUACGCAUGGACAUUUUGGAAACACGGAAAAGCUUCUCAACUAAUUGACUCGAACAUAGAGGAUUCAUGCAUUGUAUCAGAAGUAUCGCGUUGCAUCCACAUUGGACUCUUAUGUGUGCAACAAUACCCAGAAGAUAGGCCUACCAUGGCUGAUGUGAUUCUAAUGCUAGGGAGUGAAACGGCAUUGGAUGAUCCUAAGGAGCCAAGUUUUAUCACAAGAAAGGAAUCUACUGAAGCAAAUUCGAAUUCAAGUGGGAAGGAUAUAAGUUCAAACUAUGAAAUGACCAUAACUACUUUAAGUGUUCGACUUGAACUUCGAAAUGAGGAACAAAUUGUGGUUUUUAAAAACUUCCUCAUUCUUAACCUUAGACUCAGACACACUAGCAAAAUCCAAUCAUCAAUAACCAAAUACCAGUGUCAUGCAAUGGAAAUUCUUUCUUUCAUAACUAUGAUGAUUGCUUACAUGAUUGUACCAAUUAUAGCAACUAACUCCAUCAGUGUGUCUGAGUCUUUAAGUGAUGGUGAAACUUUAGUUUCAAAAGAUGGACAAUUUGAACUGGGCUUUUUUAGGCCGGGCAAUUCUACAAGACGUUAUCUUGGGAUUUGGUACAAGCAGGUGCCUAAAACAAAAGUUGUUUGGGUAGCAAAUAGGGCCAACGGCAUCAACAAUACCUUAGGCAUCUUAACACUGAGUACCACAGGCAAUCUCAUACUCCAGCAAAACGAAACUUCUGUUUGGAGUACACCAUCAGAAAAACAAGCACAGAAGCCAAUAGCAGAGCUCUUGGACAAUGGCAAUCUUGUGAUAAGAAACCAAGGAGAAACAGAUCCAGAAGGAGGAACCUACUUGUGGCAAAGCUUUGACUAUCCGUGUGAUACAAUUUUGCCAGGGAUGAAGUUGGGAUGGGAUCUCAAAAAUGAUUUUGAAUGGAGAGUGACUUCUUGGAAGAGUCCUGAUGAUCCGUCACUGGGAGAUCUUUCUUGGAGUCUUGUGCUUCAUAAUUAUCCUGAGUUUUAUCUGAUGAACGGAACAGAGAAAUACUCUCGGAUUGGACCAUGGAAUGGACUUCAAAUAAGUGGCCUGCAUGGUCUAACACAAACUUCUGUAUUUGAUUUCAAGUAUGUUGCUAAUAAUGAUUUGAAUUAUGUGUCUAAUAAGGAUGAGAUGUUUUACUCCUUUACCCGCAAGAAUUCUUCUGUCAUAGUCAAUGUUGCGUUACAGCUACGUGCUUUUAUCAUCUCUGUGUGGUCAGAGCAUAAAAAACUUUGGGUCAUAUAUUCAGAGACCCCACUUGACCAGUGUGACAUCUAUGGAACUUGUGGAGCCAAUUCCAUGUGCUCAAUUGACAAAUCACCUUUUUGCGAAUGUUUACUUGGGUUCGUUCCAAAGUCAAUGCAACAAUGGGCCUUAUUAGACAGGAGUCAAGGGUGUGUCCGCAACAUAUCAUUAAGUUGCAACAAUCCACAAAUGGAUAAGGAUGUGGAUGAUGAGUUUAUCAAAUACAGGGGCGUCGUAGUACCAGACACUACACAUACUUUAUUGGAUGAGAAUAUUGAUUUAGAGUUAUGCAGAACUAUGUGCUUGAAUAAUUGCACUUGUACAGCUUACACUAAUUCAGAUAUAAGUGGAAAGGGUAGUGGCUGUGUCAUGUGGUUUGGUGAUCUAAUCGACAUAAGACAGUUUGACACUGGUGGCCAAGAUCUCUAUAUUCGUAUAGCUCACAAAGUAACAAAGGCUUCAAACGGGCACAACAAAAGCGUGAUAACCAUAGCUACUACCAUUGCUGCAGCAAUUUCUGGGAUGCUUUUAUUUUGCAUAUAUGUGAUAUAUAAAGUCCGAAAGAGAAUUGCGGAUAAAUCAAAGACAGAAGAUAACAUUGAAAAGCAUCUACAGGAUAUGGAUUUACCGUUAUUUGAUCUGCAAACAAUUGUUAUCGCCACUAUCAACUUCUCCUUGAAUAAUAAGAUUGGACAAGGUGGUUUUGGAUCUGUAUACAAGGGAAAAUUAGCAGAUGGACAAGAAAUUGCGGUUAAGAGACUUUCAACAAACUCUGGACAAGGAAUUACCGAGUUCCUAACAGAAGUAAAACUGAUUGCAAAACUUCAACACCGAAAUCUGGUUAAGCUUCUUGGCUGUUGUGUUGGAGGACAAGAAAAAUUGCUAGUAUAUGAAUACAUGGCUAACGGUAGCCUUGACUCCUUUAUCUUUGAUAAAAUAAAAGGUAAAUUGUUGGAGUGGCCCGAACGCUUCCAAAUAAUAUUUGGAGUAGCUAGGGGACUUGUGUAUCUUCAUCAAGACUCUCGAUUAAGGAUUAUUCACAGAGAUCUCAAAGCAAGUAACGUAUUGUUGGAUGACAAGUUGAAUCCAAAAAUAUCAGAUUUUGGAAUGGCCAGAUCUUUUGGAGGAGAUCAAAUUGAAGGAAAUACAAAUAGAGUAGUUGGAACUUACGGAUACAUGGCACCAGAGUAUGCUGCUGAUGGACAAUUUUCAAUCAAAUCAGACGUCUUCAGCUUUGGAGUUUUACUCUUGGAGAUUAUAUGCGGGAACAAAAAUAGAGCACUUUAUCAUGAAAACAAGACACUUAACCUUGUUGGUUAUGCAUGGACAGUUUGGAAAGAAGGAAAAGCAUUGGAGUUGAUUGAGUUAAGAAUAAAGGAGUCAUGUGUUGUGUCAGAGGUAUUGAGGUGCAUCCAUGUGAGUCUGUUGUGUGUGCAACAAUACCCGGAGGAUAGGCCUACAAUGACAUCUAUAGUUCAAAUGCUGGGUAGUGAAAUGGAAUUGGUUGAGCCUAGAGAGCCAGGUUUCUUUCCGAGGAAAGUUUUUGAUGAAGGAAUUAAAAAUGAAAUCAGUUCAAAUGAGGAGUUAACCGUUACAUCGCUUAAUGGUCGAUAAAAACCUAGAAUUGAGUGUAUAAUAAAGCAGAUUUUAAUGGAUAGUAGAUUACCUGGUUGCUCUUGCCAGAAUCAGAAUCUCGAUGUGUGCCACUGCCAUGUUUCGAUUGUUGUUCUCUCUAGAAUCUUGUUGUGCGCUACUGUGGCGAGAAUCGUAGAACCAGCUUUGCUCACUCGCCAUUUCUCCAUUUUUUCCUUUUGCUUGAUUUCAGAAUUGAGAUUACUGAGUUUUUGUAUCUACUCUGUUUGAUUUCAUUUCUCUGAGUUAUGUAUUUAAUUUUUUUGAAAGUUGUACAUUCAACUAAAAAUGAUUUUUUUUUAAGUUAUAAAACAUUAUAAUUAUAAUGUUUCUAGUCCAAUUUUAAUUCUAGUAAAAUAUCAAAUAAUAGAAUGAAUUUUUUAUUCGGUUCUCUUUCAUAAUUUUUACAUCUUUAUCAAUAAUAGAAUAUCAUUAGUGAAUUCACAGGUGUCGACACCCCAUACUAAAAUGGUGUCGUAGAAAGAAAAAAUUGUUACUUGAAAUCGUUCGAAAUCUUCUCUUCCAAAUGUCUCUUCUAAAUUAAAUGAAGUGAAGUAGUUUUGACCGCUUCUUAUCUAAUUAACCAUAUUUCAUCUCUUAUUAUAGAUAAUGUU
Messenger RNA from Vicia villosa (hairy vetch), 5710 nucleotides. RefSeq lists its product as uncharacterized. Gene Ontology annotation, molecular function: protein kinase activity; ATP binding. Gene Ontology annotation, biological process: recognition of pollen; protein phosphorylation. The transcript has 15 exons. The coding region runs from base 51 to 5078 and encodes 1675 amino acids. NCBI's taxonomy places the organism in Eukaryota, Viridiplantae, Streptophyta, Magnoliopsida, Fabales, Fabaceae. The record is from RefSeq and is a predicted model, not a curated record.